Molecule: messenger RNA, 1430 nt
Organism: Priapulus caudatus
Lineage: Eukaryota; Metazoa; Priapulida; Priapulimorpha; Priapulimorphida; Priapulidae
Product: cytochrome c oxidase subunit 4 isoform 1, mitochondrial-like
Exons: 1
Coding region: 315-863 (182 amino acids)
Biological process (GO): mitochondrial electron transport, cytochrome c to oxygen
Source: RefSeq, a predicted model, not a curated record
GCAGCCAGCAGGCAGGCGAAGAGCAGUCCAAGGUGGUCUGUGAGUGAGAAAGCAUCAUAGCAGUGUAGCGUGCGCUCGAACAUCCGUGAGGCUUUCACGCAACGUGGAUUUCUAUCCGAGGAACAGCAAACACCUGCCGUCGGCACACACACGCACACACAUACACACACACACACACACAUCGCCGUCGGCGUCGCAUAACCGCCCGCUGUGUUUCCUUCUCGUUGUUCGUCACGGUAGAGAGUGAUAACGGGAGCGAAGUGUCGUAAGCACAGUGUCGUAGUCACACACGCACGUGGACGCUCACACACACCAUGGCACAGUCGUUACUGCGCCUCGGCAGCCGCCGCGCUCUGCUGACGUCACGCGCCGUACAGCUGACGCCCGUCGCCGGCUACCACGCCCGUGAGAAGGUCGGCAACCGAGACAUCGUCGGCUUCGGGCACAACGGCGAGCCGACGUACGAGGACCGGCCCGACUACCCGUGCCCCGCCGUGCGCUUCCACGAGAACAGCGCAGACGUGCUGACGAUGCGAGAGCGCGAGAAGGGCGGCUGGAAGGAGCUGAGCCUCGACGACAAGCGCGCCAUCUACCGGGCGUCGUUCUGCCAGACCUUCUCCGAGAUGCAGGCGCGCAACACGGGCGAGUGGAAGUCGGUGGCGGCCGGCACGCUGCUCGGCAUCACUCUCGCGCUCUGGCUCACCAUCUGGAUGAAGAAGUUCGUCUACGAAGAGAUGCCGACGUCGGCGACGAGCGACGUCUGGAAGGAGAAGUCGCUGAAGCGGGUCAUCGACCAGCAGCAGGGCAUCAUCGAGGGCCUCGCCUCCAACUGGGACUACGAGAAGAAGCAAUGGAAGGAGUAGAGAUGCGUGACGCCAUCUAGCGAGGGAGGCGGACUGCAUGCAACGGGGUUGUGUUUGGUCGUCGUCGUCGUCGUCGUCGUCGUCGUCGGCGGCGGCGAUGGUGGUGGCGGCGGUCGGAUGUGACGACGUUUUUUUCUGUUUCGGCCGACGACGGAGUACCUCAUGCCGACGACGCGUGGAUUGCGACUGUUAGAUCGCCCGCGCGCUGUGCUGUAGAGUGAGUAAAAUUGGGAGUAAUUUGAGUAAAAUUAGGGAGGGGGUUGUGUGGAGUGAGAAAUACCGGUGGUUGCGUUACUCAAGAGCGUCUGCUCCCUCCUCCCCCGCCUCUCGCGAAAAUGGACCGAUCACGUGAUGCCGAAGCCACGCAGCCAUGUUUGGGUCUUCAUCAUCACCAACGUUCGGUUCGUUUGGCUUUCAUAGGAAAUUACCCGCGCACCGUUGUCUUCAAGCGACGGUGCUCUAGUGAAUUAUAACAACGGUGUUAUCGACUACUGUAACAAGGCGUUUAUCGACUACUGUACAAUGCAAUAUAGGCAAAAUAAAUGUUGGCGAUCUUGAUAUUACAGA